This is a messenger RNA of Pseudogymnoascus verrucosus, 3028 nucleotides long. RefSeq lists its product as uncharacterized. Bases 125 to 2929 code for a protein of 934 amino acids. NCBI's taxonomy places the organism in Eukaryota, Fungi, Ascomycota, Leotiomycetes, Thelebolales, Thelebolaceae. The record is from RefSeq and is a predicted model, not a curated record. The transcript is spliced from 2 exons.
GUUCUUAUCAACCCAAGAUCCUCUCGCCAAAGGAACUUCCCAUACGUGCAAAAAUAACUUUAUAUCAAUAGUAUUAUUAUAGCACAUUUCUACCUCCUCUCAAAUAAGCUUUGAUACUGUCCUCAUGAGUUCUCAGGAGGAUGAAGAGGAGCCCAUCGUUGAAUACGCUCGUUUCCACGGGCUUUCCAUCGACCCUCUUCGAGAUCCACCACCACUAUCACAUAUCGAGAGUCUCUUUCAGACCUAUGAGAAAGAUAUAUCAGAUGGUUUUCACCUUUCCCAAAUCAACUAUCGGCCUAUCCUUCCAACCGACGAGCGUCUCACAAUUGACAAGGGCGCCGAAAUACUACUUGCCGGCGCAAAUGGAGUGUUUCUUGACCAAGGCACCAUGGAUAAGAUCACCGCUGCAGCUUCAGUCAGACCAAGGCGGCAGAAACUGAAGCUGGAACUACCUCUGUUAAGGACGGAUCCUGAUGCAGAUCUUGCAGCUUUCAGGCAACGACAGAAUCCAUGCAUCAGUGACGAAAGUUUCAUAUAUGAACCGCUUGACAUUGAGAAAGAUGAAGGCAUCAAAUGGCCGUCAAGAUUUGCAAACUUGCCAAAUUCUCUUACGAAAGAUUGCAGAAUGGAAAAAAUUACUGUGACGAGAGACACUAUGGUUUACCUGCAGACAGCUUUGAAAGACAACUGGUCCAAGGAGGACACAAAGGAUCUGCUUGCUUCCCAGUCUUCUUACAAACGGAACCCAGCUCUUGCUCCAGUCACACCUCCAUUGUCUCCUCUACGCUGGGGCACACCUGAGCCGUUCCAGCCAUCUUCACCAACCUGCCAUCUCCCGUUACUCUCCGAUCCUCCGUCGCUACUUGGAGCGGACCUGGAAGCGGCCGAAAGGGCCAUUUUUGAAAACGAUGAACUCCUCUCAGUUAAGGAAGAAUCGAGCGAUUACAACGACCCAAUUGAACAUCACCAGGAGCAGCGCUAUAAUCAGAGAAAUACAUAUUUCGAAACUCCAUCUCUCCUUUCCGAUGAACUCUUUCCAGUUCACGAGCACCAAACAUCCCAUGACCUCAAAGUUGAAGCCCCGCUGACGCCACCAUUACCAUUGGUAAAAACCGUCACAUUCAGCGACACCGUGGAGGAAAUGCUGUUUGAUCAGGACUACCCGGGCUUCACUUCAUCCGCCAAUGAGUCGGGGGAUGAAGACUCGUUUUUCAUGGACCACACAUUGUAUGACACUUUUAAAGAGGCAUAUAACAUAGAAAAUAGCAGGCUUGACAAAGAGCAGCUGCAAGAAGCUGCGACAACAGGCAGGGUAGAAGUGCCCAUCUUGGACUUCACUGCACCGAAUACACCUUGGGAUGUCUCAAAGAUCAGCAGCUUCAACAAAAGCCUAUCUCAGCCCCGAGAGAUAUUGAAAUUAAUAUUUAAAGAGAUCGAGCUCCCAGAUCGCCCAAAAGUCUUGCGGAAGCUAAAUCACACUGUCCACUGGACAGUUUUCCCAUCAGGUCUUGCCGAAGUUGCUUUGACUGAGGAGUUCGGAAACGAAGACGUUCUCUUGGAGUACAUCAAUCCAGCGAUGGACACCGGUGUUACCAGCAGUAAAAGCCUUACAUACAAAGCACCAGGAAUAAGAAUCCUGAGAGAGGAUGACGAUGAGGAUGAUGAGGACUUAGAAGCUGGCGUGUUCUUAUCUGAAGAGCUGGAUAUGGCUUCACUGGUCAAGAAAAGAAAGCUGGAGCUUGGAGAGAUGGGAGAAAAUGGAACCCAAGAAAACAUCCAAGAAUCGGGAAACUCUACGAUGCAUUAUGCAGCAAACAGACAUUCCCAGAAACUCACGCCAAGAACCGUAGCUGAUUCCGACACAGUCAACAAGGGGCAUGGCGACAGUGGAUAUGGAGAGACACUUAUAGGCGAUGUAUUCUCAGCAACAACGGCCCUAGACAAUUUUAUGGAGAUGAGAGGAACGAAGAGGCACAAGCCCGCAGACAGCACCACCUCCUAUUUCUCCACCCCCAAGGCAGUUCCUACCAACAAUUCCGCACCUCUGCCUAUCCCACCGCCAGUCGUCGCCAGCUCUCGUCUCACAAAAGCAGACAUUCCACUGCCAUUAUCAAACAUCACUAUCCCAACUGAGCCAACCCAAUACAUAAUCUCAACGGAUCUUCUCAAGCAACGCCCCUUAUUCAGCGCCAUCAAAUCCUUAAUUCCAACAGCUCAGUUCAUCGAGAGGAAUUUCAACAGAUACAACACAACAGCAUGGCUCAGACAAGGUACCAUCACACGGUCUCCAGUCAGAAGUCCUCUUGCCGCUGAAGCAGAUCUUGUUCUCUCUCCGUCGACGGGUGUGGUGCUAACAACCCUCAUGAAAAUCAAGCAGAAGCCACUGCCGGGCCAGAAAGAGAAGUCUGAGAUCAAGAGCAGGGUUGAAGCGGUCUGUAUGAGGUAUGAAAGGUUUUUGGUCUUUAUCAGUGAAGCAUCGCCUGACGAGAGCUCGGUUGCCGUUUUAGGUGGUCAAGAAUGUAUGGCGAUGGCUGAUUUUAUGGGAUUCUGUGCUUCGUUACCAUGUACAGUCAUCGCAUAUUUCGUGCCUGGCGGGCAUGAGACGCUGGCAAACUGGGUCGUCGCAGGUAUGAUUCGAUACGGCGCAACCGGCUCCAAUACCCGUGGUUUGCUUGAGGAUGAAACGCAAUGGGAAGUCUUCUUAAGGCGAUGUGGCAUGAAUCCAUAUGCCGCGCAAGCGGUGGUCUCGUCUUUGAAGGCACCAGAGGGCGUGCAUCCGAGUAGGCGUGGCAUGUUCGGGAUCAGUGCAUUUGUUGGGAUGGGCCACAGUGAGAGAAUACGCAUGUUUAGCCCUGUCCUUGAUGGUGAGAGGGUUCUUGGCAGGGUGUCUAGUAUCAUUGAUGCUCGGUGGAGACAUGACACGCCCUGAUAGCAUUGGUUUGGGAGGAAUAUUGGCGAAUGUAGCUUCGCUGCUUUGCGAGAAUCCAUUUGGUAACAUGUAUCGGUGCUGAUAGCAAGUGGCCAUGAG